Carica papaya (papaya) is the source of this 1482-nucleotide messenger RNA. Its product is annotated as V-type proton ATPase subunit d2. Gene Ontology annotation, biological process: proton transmembrane transport. The record is from RefSeq and is a predicted model, not a curated record. Gene Ontology annotation, molecular function: proton-transporting ATPase activity, rotational mechanism. Gene Ontology annotation, cellular component: proton-transporting V-type ATPase, V0 domain. NCBI's taxonomy places the organism in Eukaryota, Viridiplantae, Streptophyta, Magnoliopsida, Brassicales, Caricaceae.
AAACCAAUUACUGCUCUUUCCCACCUCUCUUCUCCUUCUGGUUCUUUUAAUUAAAUCAUCCUUUGAAUUUCCUGUAGUUAGAUCUCUCAGAUUCUCUGGAUUGGAGAGAUACCCAGAAGGAGAAAGAUAUGUACGGAUUCGAGGCCAUGACAUUCAACAUCCAUGGAGGUUAUCUUGAGGCGAUCGUCAGGGGACACCGGGCGGGCCUUCUCACCGCUGCCGAUUACAACAAUCUCUGCCAGUGUGAGACCCUCGACGACAUCAAGAUGCACCUCUCUGCCACCGAGUACGGCCCGUACCUUCAAAACGAGCCUUCCCCAUUGCACACGACUACAAUUGUGGAGAAAUGCACCCUUAAGCUGGUUGAUGAGUACAAGCACAUGCUAUGCCAAGCCACAGAGCCGCUGUCAACUUUUCUUGAGUAUAUCACAUAUGGGCACAUGAUUGACAAUGUUGUCUUGAUUGUCACUGGAACUUUGCACGAGAGAGAUGUUAAUGAACUAUUAGAGAAAUGCCACCCUCUUGGCAUGUUUGACAGCAUCGCUACCCUUGCUGUUGCGCAGAAUAUGCGUGAGCUUUACAGGUUGGUGCUUGUGGACACACCACUGGCUCCCUACUUCUCUGAAUGUAUUACUUCUGAGGACUUGGAUGACAUGAACAUAGAGAUUAUGAGGAACACCCUCUACAAGGCCUACCUUGAGGACUUCUACAGAUUUUGUCAGAAACUUGGCGGUGCUACAGCAGAGAUCAUGUCUGAUCUUCUUGCCUUUGAGGCGGACAGAAGGGCUGUCAAUAUUACCAUAAAUAGCAUUGGCACUGAGCUUACUCGGGAUGAUCGCAGGAAAUUGUAUUCUAGCUUCGGUCUACUUUAUCCCUAUGGCCAUGAGGAACUUGCUGUCUGUGAGGAUAUAGAUCAGGUUCGUGGUGUUAUGGAAAAAUACCCUCCUUAUCAGUCCAUAUUCUCCAAGUUAUCCUAUGGAGAGAGCCAGAUGCUUGACAAGGCAUUUUAUGAAGAAGAGGUGAAAAGGCUUUGCUUAGCCUUUGAGCAGCAGUUUCACUAUGGGGUGUUCUUUGCAUACAUGAGGUUAAGAGAGCAGGAGAUCAGGAACCUGAUGUGGAUAUCGGAAUGUGUUGCGCAGAAUCAGAAAUCGAGAGUUCAUGACAGUGUGGUCUUCAUAUUUUAGCUUUGUUGGUUUUGCAAAUGGGUAGAAAUGAACGUUUGGCCUUCUGCUUAAUCUGCUGUAUAUCAUCAUCCAUUCACUGCAGUAUCCAUUUGAUUAAUUUCGGCUGCAGGAAUCGAAAUACCUGCACUGUAUGUGAGCUGUGUUAGACAUAAAAUUUUUAUGUCAAGGGGAAAUUAACUCUUGGAUUCAGUCUUUGUGACAUCAAAUGUGUUAAUGGUUGUUAGAGGAUGGAUCUAUUAUUGUAUUUGAUAAUAAAUGCAACGUGCUUGUGACGUGCUGCCUCUAUUUAGUGGGAUUA